This is a messenger RNA of Saccostrea cuccullata (small rock oyster), 3465 nucleotides long. RefSeq lists its product as uncharacterized. The record is from RefSeq and is a predicted model, not a curated record. The transcript has a single exon. NCBI's taxonomy places the organism in Eukaryota, Metazoa, Mollusca, Bivalvia, Ostreida, Ostreidae. Gene Ontology annotation, molecular function: protein binding. Bases 51 to 2735 code for a protein of 894 amino acids.
AAGGAAUCAAUACACUAAAUCUAAAAAUAGAUUAAAAGAAUAAAGGAAUAAUGGCGACUUCGUCCGUAACCGAAAAACUUCCUCUUCAUUCUGCCGCCAAAGAAAAUGAUCUCGUUAAACUCGAACAGCUUUUACUUGAUGGGGAUUCACAUACAAUUAAUCUUCGGGAUCAACACGGAAGAACAUCUCUUCACUGUCUUUUGGAUUCUCCUGCCUUUACUGAUUUGGACGAAGUAAAGAGAGGAAUUCAGAUCCUUUUAGACAACGGAGCGGACAUCAACAUACAAAACAAACAUGGAGAGACGCCCCUUCAUACAGUGGUUCAGAACUAUUUGAAAUUUAUUCCAGAAAUCAUUCGGUACGUAUUGACUCACAGCCAAAGUUAUGAAAUGGAGGCACAGGAUGAGGACGGAUACUCGCUUUUUCAUUUGUUCAUGUCUGAUUUCAAUGACCAUGCCAAAGAAAAGGAAAGAUUCCAUCAAAUAUUGAAAGAGAAAGAAGAAUUUAUUCAAGCCUUGCUUCGGGGAGAAAUAUUGAAAUUUAAUUCUUCUGCGCUUUUAAAUCAAAAAGAACGCAAUGGAUAUUCUGCAUUUUACACAUAUAUUGGAAAUUCUACCUGUGCCACGGAUACGGUACAAUUAAUGAUUGAUUGUGGUGCUGACGUAAACACUUCCUCUGAAAUAGGAACCACGCCCCUUAUGGAGUCAGUGCUGAGACGACGGACAGAUGUUGUAGAAAUUCUUCUGAAGGCAGGAGCAAACCCAAACCAAACAGAUAUAUUCGGUCAAAGUUGUAUUUUUCGUGUCUAUACUAAUGAUUGUUUUGAAUUGUUGAAUCAAUAUGGCACCAAUUUCAAAAUAAAAGAUAAAUUUGGACGGAGCCCAAUUACAAAUGUCGAACUUUACAUUUCAGAGGAUCUACCUCAUUCAAACAUUGUCUUCUCCCAAAACUUUUCUAAAUAUCCUCCUUUAUUUGAGAGGUUUCUUGAAGUUGGACUUAGUUCUAACGAAGUUGACAAGCAUGGUUCCUCUCUUCUUCACUAUGCUGCAUGGCAUAGAGAUUCAAGAAUGAUCCAAGCUUUGAUAGAGCAUGGUGCGGAUUUGAAUAUUUUGGAUAAUGAUGGCAACAAACCUUUGGAUUUAGCAAAACAUGUGGGAAAUGAUAAUGUUUAUAACAUACUUGGUGAAACAAAUGAGGGGGGAGAUCAAAAAAGCAAUGAAGCAAAAUAUUGUAGAUAUAUCAUUAAUGAAACUGAAACAAACAAUAUGAAGACUGUGCUAAAUGAGUAUUUAGGAAUCAAGGAUGAUCCUGAAUACUUAGUGACUUCACUUGUGAAAUCUCCGAGAUUAGGAAUGACGGAAAUAAGACCAGAAGUAAGACAAAUUAAAGCAGAAGUAACAUGCCUAAUGCAAAAAAUAGCGAGUGUUGUUGGAAGAUUGAAUUCACUUUUUUCCUGUAAAGUUUUACCAACAGGAAGUUCGUCUGAGGGUACAAAAGUAGCAGAUCCAGACGAAUUUGAUUUUCUGUUCUGCUUGGAAGAAUUUUCGAAACAUUGCAUUCCACAUCAAGAUGAUGAUAUUUUGAAUAGUGGGUUUGUAAGUUUAAAGAUUCAGCAAGGAGAAGGCACGGAAAAAUUUGAAACAUUUCUUGAUGAAUCAACUCUUUCAGCAGAACUUGUUCGUGGAACCUUCCAAGAUUUGGUUACUUCUGCUCUUAACACCCCAGAAAUAUGGAAAUCCGAACACUUGUAUUUCGAUGGUCUUCUUGGGUAUCCGAUGGAUAAACCAGUAUUAAAGUUAGAACUCCAUUGGUUUGGUCCCAUUAUGAAGCAUGAAGCAGUCAACGUAGAUAUUGUCCCUGCUGUUCAGAUAAAACAUUGGAAGCCAAUUGAAUUAACUGACAAAAAUGUUGUGUGUUCUGUUGAAGAACAGUAUUUAUUAUUGUUCCAUUCACCAGAACGUUGCCAAUGGGGCGAUAAAGACGAUGAACAAUUAGUGAGAAUUUCUAGCUCUCUGAUGGAAAAAUGCUAUCUAAAAAGUCUUCCCCAGAUCUGUACUGAAAGUUAUGCGACAGCUAAAAUUUUAAAAAGCAUUAAUUUUUCACCCCAGGUUCAAUUCAAUGAGGAGAUAAAUAUGGAACAUAUAGCAACACGGGAAAUGAGAUUGUUGCAACAGACACAUUCAACUUCGGCAAGUGAAUGUGUCCAUAGAAAAGAGAAGAAAAAUAAUGAAGUUCCGACAAGUCACGUUGUACAGGACAUUUCGAAUUCUGAAGAGCAAUCGGCGGGAAUUGUUAAUAAAACACAACCUUUUAAAAGUAACCCUAUCAUACCAUGGAUGAUGGAUAUCGAUGAAACUUAUAAAGUACGAAAGUUAUUUACUCCAAAGGAAAACGGUAAACCUAGGAACAAAGUAUAUUUGGAUAAACAAAUGGGCAUGACAUGUACAACGUCAGUUUUUGAAAAUGACAAGCAUAAAUUAAUUUAUUUCAAACCCAUUGAAUGUGAGCAUGAUUUAAAUAAUCCAAAUAAUAGUUUUAUGGAAUCAGAAUUGGGUGGACAGUCAACGUGCGGUCUCAACUCAGAACAAGACCGUGAUUUAAAACCCGAUUCAGAUUUGCCUGAUAAGAACUUUGACGAAAAUGAUGAUAGCAAUGGCAGCACUGAAGGCAAAUCAAAUGUUAGCAUCAAAAGUACAAAUGCAAAAACUGACAAAGAUAGAAAGCGAAAGUUCUGAGGAGAUGGAAGAUGAUUCUUCAGAUGAUACUGAGUUGGAAGGCGGUGAUGUCGUAUAUGCGUCAGAUGAAAUUUCCAGCUACAUGUUGAAAAUGUGUUUAUUUCAUGUUGUACAUGAAGAGAAAAACAAAAACGGUGAUGUUCCGCCUUUUACUCUUUUGGAACUGACCAUAAAGAUUUACGAAAAGUUGCUGGCAUUCGCUAAGGAGGGUCGUUUACCUUCCUAUUUUCUUCCUUUUCUGGACGUUUUUACAUACGUUAACACUCAUAUAAAAGUUCUACCAGACGAGGAUUUAGAAUCUCUAACCAAGCAACAGUGUUUACGAAUCCAAGCCUUUUGCAGGGUUAUUCUGGGAAUACUGAAGCAAAAUCUAAAAAGCGAAGUUUCAUAAAGAUAAAGAUGCUGUGCAAUUCUUUUUAAACAGACCAUGAUUUCCAGCUAUAAAUAAUUAUACAUGUACAUGUAUUUUCUGUUGGGUACACAACCCUUUAUGUGUGGAUUAUUUUUUCCAAUGAGUUUUGAGAAUUUUCAUUUAAUUUAUUACAUUAUGCAAAUGAAAAUUAUUAAAAUUCCCUUUGUAGUGUACAUUGUGUCAGGUCAUAAUGGUUCAUUAACACUACCAUAUUGAAAACAGUCUUAUGUUGUGUAUCUGAUUUUAAUAUUACAGUUUUGCAUUCUAUAAACUAAAAUGGUGGUAUUUUAUUUCAUCAUAGUGUAAGAUUUUAUUUUU